GGCCGCGUUCAAAGUCCAAUGUUUGGACGAGGACGGAGAAAGGAGGGGGGCCCACCACCACCACCGACGCUAAUUCCAGCCAGCCGCUCCUGUGAGGCUCCAAUCCCGCUAAAGAGGCUUAGCAGCCCGGUGGCAGCAGGGUACUCAGCGAAGCGUACCCAAGAAGGACUCUUUUCUUUUUUUCCGGCUAUUUUUUAAAAAAUUUUCAAGCGAAACCAACCUGGCUCCUCACCUCUCGCUUGUUGAGCUCCACGUUAGGUUCCCUUUGGUUCGGCGAGAUGUCCAGCGGAGGCUCGGUGACACCGCUCGACCCGCUCGGAUGUUAAUUGCUCGAUGAGACGGCGAAAUUUGCGCGUGAUUUAAUUGUUUCUUCUCUUCUCCCGUGUACUGACUUUGACAUUUUUUAAAUUGCUACCUCCAGAAUGUGUUUUAACACCAUUCCACAGUUGAGGCUCGGGUGAGCGCGAUUUUUUGUUUUCGAAAUAACCCAGUAGACACACCGAGCCAUGGCCAAGAACCAGUCCGAGGUGGCGGGGGACGACCUGGCCCAGCUGACCGACGGCGAGCUCCUCCGCGGCGGCAAGGAGGAGCUCCUCCGCCUGCUGCGCCGAGUCGACGGCGAGAAGAUGAACCUGAUGAUCGAGCACGGCAACCUGAUGAAGGACAUCAACCGGCGGCUCCAGGUGCACCUCCACGAGAUCCGGAGCCUGAAGGAGGUCAACCAGAAGCUUCAGGAUGACAACCAGGAGCUCCGAGAACUCUGCUGCUUCCUGGACGAUGACCGACAAAAAGGCAAGAAGCUGUCCCGGGAGUGGCAACGCUUCGGCCGCUACACUGCCAGCGCCAUGUGGAAGGAAGUUGGUACCUACAUGUUGAAGCUCAAAGAACUCGAGGCCAACCAGGAGACGGUUCUCCGGGAGAACGCCGAGCUCAAGGAGAUCAUCCUCAUGCUGGACGAGGAGAGGAACGGAGCCGGUUCCAGGAGCUCCAUAGACAGCCAGUCCAGCCUGAGCAACCUCAACGGGGGCACCGGAACCGUCCGGGACGUGGGGGACGGGAGCAGCACCUCCAGCGCUGGAAGCGCAGGGAGUCCGGACCAUCACCACAACCACCACCACAACCACACCAAUGUCAACAAAGCCGCCCCAGAGACCGCCAAGUUGGGGCAAACCAUGACGCGGAGGUCCAUGGACGACCUGUCGGUGCCGCACCAUCACAGGAGCAUCCCUAAUGGACUCAAUGAUUCCUCCUCCAACUACAUCCGUCAGCUGGAGACCAAAGUGCGAAUCCUAGAGGAUGACAACAACAAGCUCCUGUCGCAGGCUCAUACCCGUUAUAGUUUAUCACAGAUACAAAUGAAGAAGUGUAAUCCAGGUGACCUGCGGGCCCUGCGGAAAGGGAUGACCCUGUACCACUCUGAGUCGCAGCUGUCCUCGCUUCCCCAACGCCAGGACGCCAUGCACAACAUGGGCACGGGCCGUCUUCCCAACAGCGAAUCGUCUCCGGCCACGGGAUAUCUGUCGUGCGUCCAAAAGCCGGAAGCGGUGGUGCACGCCAUGAAGGUUCUGGAGGUCCACGACAACCUGGACAAGCAACUUCCCGAAGAUUACGAGGACGACCUCAGCGAGAAAGAGAAAGCCGUCGUCAGGGAAAUGUGCAACGUGGUGUGGAGGAAACUCGGCGACGCGGCCGGCUCCAAACUGUCCAUCCGCCAGCACCUGUCCGGCAACCAGUUCAAGGGUCCGCUGUAGCGCCUCCCCAGAAGACGGACAACGCAAUCGGACUUAAUGUCUCAAAGACGCAAAAUGCGCUUCCGAGCGCACGUUUUCUCCUAUCGAGUGGAAAUCUACCCACUCCUUUUUUUUGAUAAGACUUCCCCCACAAGCUCCCGUCAGGGGUUCCGCGUUCCAAUUUUCCUCCUAGAGUACAAUGCGGCAUUUCAGUACCAUUAGUUAAGCGCUAAUGCAUCGCUAUAUUAGGUCAUACCAUAAGAUUUAAGUUUAACCUCAUGUUAAAAAUGAUUCUUGUUUAUGAAUAAUUCGGUGCCCCGUCAUGUUUUAUCGCUCGUCUUUAUAAGAAGUAGAAAUGGUUCUAGUUUUAAGGAAGCACUGCGACUUGGCACAUUUUGGACUCGUUUCUGGUUAAAGUGCCGGAACAUACAGAACUUGAUGUAUAUUUUGUAAAAAAAUAAGAAUAGGAACACUCCAGUGUUAAGUAUUUACAUUUGUUUUUGUUUUUUUCCCCCAUUUCACCAGCAAUGACGAUUACGGCCAUGCUCACAUGAGAAUAUUGUUUUAUGUAAUGUAAAGUACUUUCAUAACAGUUUAUUUUCCAAGGGAAAAAUGUGUUUAAAGAACUAUUCCAUGGAAAUGAAUAUUUCAGUUAAUUUUUUUCUUACGUUCCAAUUUUUCCUCUUGAAAAGGUAACAAUUUAGAAAAACAUGUUUUUAAAAAAUUACUGUGUGGAUAAUUGUCUUGGAAAUUGAAAUAAUUAACUUUUUUACCCCUCCCAAACGGAACUUUUUUUUUUUUUUUUUUUUUAACAUUUCAUUCUUAUGUUGUUAUUGUUUCAACAAACAAACCUAAAUAUUUUCCAUGGUUACUUUUUUUUGUGUUGGAAAUAGAAAUCACUUUUUCACAUUUUUCCCCUCUUAAAUUGAACAAUUAAAAAAAAAAAAAAAUCUUACAGUGUUGUUUUCCAAACAAACCUAAAUAUUUUCUGUAAUUAUUUUUUUUGUCUAAGAAAUUCCUUUUUAACAUUUUUUCAUCUUCCCAAAUGGAACGAUUUUUCAAACAUUUCUUGUUAGAUUGUUAAAACGAUUAAAUAUGUUCCAUGAUUUUUAUUUCUUAACUUGGAAAUGGUCAUAUUUACUUUUUAUUUUUCCCCCAAACAACAAAUAUGUUGCCAAUUUUUAUUUUUUUACAUCAUUAGAAAAUAUAAUCAAACAUGUUAUUCUCAUUAAAAAUGGAUUUUUUUCACCAUGUCAAAUCAAAAGAUUAAAGUUAAGAACAAAAGUGCACAUAAUACAGGGUGGGGCAGAGCAACUUGCUAAUUUAAAUUUGUCGCCCUGAAGCGAUGGUUGCUCUGAUGAUGGUAGGGAUGGACUUAUUUGAGAGGGCGGGGCUUAAAGUUUGGUUCUGAACUUGCAUUAUUUAUUUUGUUUAUUUUUCAGGACCACAGUGAGCACCACGGAGUGGACGAAGUUGGAACGCACAUUCGCUGUCGAGGCAUUUCUUUCAAGCGGUCGCUCAAUCGUCGCAACGCAACGUGAAUUACAUUGAUAUUUUAACAUUAUAUAUUGUUUUGAGAACUCCCCGACAGUCUGCCUGCCAACACGCAUCUGGUCUUGGGUUGUCUGCUCAUUCUGUGCAACGAAUCCACCAUGAAAAAUUGAAAUUUCAUCCAUAGAAAGGAUGCAGGAACUUAAUCCACAUCAUUUUAUUGCUCGUGAAUAUGCAUGUACGGCGUUUUUGGGGGGGCCAGGUUUCUUUUUCUUUACAUCACCCGAAGUUGUCCAACCAUGAAACACUCGACUGCCAGCCAGAAACACGACCACGGGGGGCAAUAUUGAAAUCUACAGAAUGCACAUUGCGUUGCGACGACUGAGCGACCGCUUGAGAAGAAUCUCAACAGCGAAAUCACGUUCCAACUUCAUCCACUCUAUGGUACUUACUGGGGUUCCUGAAAAAUAAAAACAAAAAAAAAUAACGCACGUUAAGAACCAAACUUUAAGCCCCACCCUCUCAAAUAAGUCCAUCCCGAACAUCCUCAGAGCAACCAUUGCUUCAGGGCGCCAAAUUUAAAUAAGCAAGUUGCUCUGCCCCACACAAUAUAAAAACAUCGUGUCAGAUGUAAACUUCAUUUUUCUAAAAUCAUUUUCCCCCUCUAAACUUUAUUUUCAUUUGAGCAUGGCUCUAAUACGGCAAUGUCGCUUGUGGAUAUUCUAGCGUGGCCAUGCGAUCAACCAUUUAGAGCGCAAACGACACGUUUGCUUUUGUUGUGAAUAAUAUUUGUUACUCUGUGGCUACUACAAGUUUUCCUCUAGCGAGGCAUUCCCCCUCCCCCCCCGCCGACGAAACGAAGCCGUUUGGAUGCUGUGCGCAUGCUCGACAAUCACGUUCUCAGGUUGGCUCGAUGUGGAACGCGUCUGUUUGCUACACGACUGGACUUCCUGCUUUUUUUUUUAAACUUCUUUUUUGGGUCAGCGGAUUGAGCCUGUUGACGCGCUGCAUGUUCUCCCCAAUUUUUUAGGGUUUUGAAAAUGUGCGUCUUGUUAACUGUAUACCCUGUUGAAACUUUAACAAAAAGAAAACUAAUCCUGAUGUCAGAAGUAUGCACUAUUAGAGAUGGAAGUGGCACUGCCGUCUUUACGCUUUCAAAAUAAAACGUCCACUGUGCACCUCUGUUCACGAACGAUGAGUAUUAGGGCCACACUCAAAAUCAAAACUUUUUUUGGUGAAAAUGUGUAUUGCAGUCUUGUGUAGUCAAGUCAUUUUUUUAUGAAAAGAGCUUUUUUUUUUGGGGGGGGGGAAGGGCUUUUCCGUGAAAAAUAAGUUCUUAGAAAUCUUUUUUGGGGGUUUUGUGUUGUCACAGGAAAAAAAAUUUUUUUGAACAGUUGAUUUUCAAGAUAUUGUGAGUGGAAACGUUUUUUUCCACUAAUAAUUUAUUCCACGCCCCUUAAAAGCUCUUUUUUUGUUUGUUUUGGGUAGUGUUUUAGUGGUCAUGAUCAUUUUUAUCCAGGAGAAAAUUUUUACUUAGAACAGGUAAAGAAAUACAGCAGGAACAAAUCAAUAAUAGUUAAUCUAUUUUUACGUCUCCGCAUUUAAUUUAAAAAUAUCAGAUUUUAUUAAUUGCUAAUUUCCCUCAAAUAAUUAUAUUUUGUGCAAAAUUGCGUUUUUAAGGGGAAAAAUGUCCCACUAAAUUAGGUCUUUCAGGUGUUUUAAAAAAUAUAUAUAUUUCAAAGUUCACCUACCCAAAAAAAUAGUUUUUAGGUAUUUUUUAAAAAUUUAAAUAAAGGUUCAACCGCUGUAUUUUGGGUAGCAUUAUUUUACCACGUUUUUUUUUCCCUCGGAAAAAUAAAGCCCCCCAUAUUCCCACCCCCGUACCCCAGUGUGGCCCUAUUAUUAAUUUACGCCCCCCUAAUUCCCUGUAAAAAGUGUCCUUUUUUUCUAGGAAGCGAUCGGAAGCCAUGAUUCUCUUGUAGAAAACUGUACAGAAACACUCGGACUUGUUCCGUUUUUGGAUUUGGACCACUUGUUGUUCAAGCGACGGCGCAUGACUAACUUUGUUCUUCCCGUCCACCUCGAGCGGAUGAGAGUUGGCCGAAUAGGCCACGUUUAGAAUCAAAAGAAGUUCCAAUAAACAAGAGUUGCUUCAACUGGUCUGCUUCAUUUUUGCACCGACAUUGCCCCCUUGUGGCGCCGGUAAAUAGUGAACGUCAAUAACCUAAAAUGUGAGCGACCGCGAGAACCAAAAGUGGUAUUUGCCAUGUGGCAAAAUUGAUUUUGCCAUGUGGCAUUUUUUUGGGGGGUAUGUGGCUAAAUGGAUUCUGGAAAAUUUGGACGAGCAUAUCCGACACUGGCAUAGCCUGACUUGGUUGCCAGUUGAAUGUCAAUGCGCUGUAAUGCUAAGUUUAUGGUAAAAAAAAAAAAUCACAGCCACGCGUUUUUCUGCCAUU
Molecule: messenger RNA, 5677 nt
Organism: Corythoichthys intestinalis (scribbled pipefish)
Lineage: Eukaryota; Metazoa; Chordata; Actinopteri; Syngnathiformes; Syngnathidae
Gene: ccdc85cb
Product: coiled-coil domain containing 85C, b
Exons: 7
Coding region: 507-1751 (414 amino acids)
Cellular component (GO): apical junction complex
Source: RefSeq, a predicted model, not a curated record